Aspergillus tubingensis is the source of this 966-nucleotide messenger RNA. RefSeq names its product DUF3431 domain-containing protein. Lineage: Eukaryota; Fungi; Ascomycota; Eurotiomycetes; Eurotiales; Aspergillaceae. The record is from RefSeq and is a predicted model, not a curated record. The coding region runs from base 1 to 966 and encodes 321 amino acids. The transcript has 4 exons.
AUGUCUAAGAGGCGGCUAUUUCGCUGGCCUGCCCGCCGCACUGCCGGCCUGGGAUGUCUUGCUCUCCUUGUCACCUCCAUGGUAUCUUGGUAUCUCUAUGGUACACGGCCCUAUGAACCCCAACCAGUCCAUCAAGAAACUCCUAACAACGACCACGACAUCGUGACAUCCCAACUGGCCCAACUUACCAGUACUUACAGCAAUGCGACAAAUGACAUUGGCUUGGUAUUGGCUGCGACCGUGAAAGAGGACCUCACCUGGCUCCUCAACUACUGCAAAGACCACGGCUCAAUUCCCUUCAUCUACACGACCGACCAGCCCCCUGCCCCCUACCUCCUUGUUCCGCGUACUAUUCGCGGCCGCGAAGCCGCCGCCUACCUUUCCUUCGUCGUCGACUUCUACCACCAACUUCCGAAGUAUACCAUCUUCAUCCACUCGAAUCUCGACCAAUGGCACAAUGACCUAUUCGGUCCCCACACCAGCCCCGCGCUGAAGAACCUCCGACUUGAGGCCGUUGACGCGCAGGGUUACGUGAACCUUCGGUGCGAGCACGACCCGGGAUGUCCCACGAGCGUGCACCCCUGGAGCCCGACACAAAUCGAUAUUGAGAAGGACGACAUCCGCGCAUUCUUCCCGGAAGUGUACGAGACAAUCUUGGGCGUACCGGCUGAGAAGGUGCCCGAACACAUCGGAAAUGUGUGCUGCGGACAGUUCGCCGUCAGCCGAGAACGGAUUCUGGAACGGCCACGCGAAGACUACGAGCGCAUGCUGAAAUGGGCAGAGGAGACGGAGCUGACGGAUAGCUUUGGUGUGGGAUGGGUGUAUGAGAAGAUCUGGCAUAUCAUUUUCGGAAUGGAUGUGAUAUAUUGCCCCCGGUAUGAGCAAUGCCGGUGCGACACGUACGGAUGGUGUGGACCGUUGGCGUCGGGUGAGACACUGCAGGCAGUGCGAGCGAAGAAGUCAUAA